CGCGUUUGAACCAGUACGAGAGAGAGAGAGAGAGAGAGAGAGAGAGAGAGAGAGAGAGAUAUUGGAGCAGCGAGGGCCGUACACGUGUAGCGCGGCGGCAGAGAUGGAGGCGAGGUUGCCGUUGCUGAAGAACGGCGGGGGAGGAGGAGCGGCGGCGGUAGAGGAUGAGGAUUACUCGCCGGCGAGGACGUGGGUGGAGGUGAAGCGCGUGGUGCGCGUGGAGUCGGCGAAGCUGUGGAUGAUCGCAGCUCCGGUGACGUUCAACAUCAUCUGUCAGUACGGCGUCAACUCCGUCACCAACAUCUUCGUCGGUCACAUCGGCGAGGUCGAGCUCUCCGCCGUCUCCAUCUCCCUCUCCGUCAUCGGAACCUUCUCCUUCGGCUUCAUGCUUGGCAUGGGAAGUGCGCUUGAAACGCUUUGUGGCCAAGCAUUUGGAGCUGGGCAAGUCCACAUGUUAGGUGUUUAUAUGCAGAGAUCGUGGCUUAUCUUAUUUGUUGCGUGUCUCUUCCUUCUGCCCAUCUACAUAUACGCCACACCAGUCUUGAGAUUUCUCGGCCAAGCGGAAGAGAUUGCGGUUCCAGCCGGUGAAUUCACCCUCCUAACCAUUCCUCAACUCUUCUCACUUGCCCUGAACUUUCCCACGUCGAAGUUCCUCCAGGCUCAAAGCAGAGUCAGUGCCAUUGCUUGGAUUGGGUUUGUCGCCUUGGCGGUACACAUCCCUCUGCUCUGGUUCUUGAUCUAUGUUUUGGGAUGGGGAACUACUGGUGCUGCUUUGGCUUUUAAUCUGACGAAUUGGGGGAUUUCUGUCGUACAACUCGUAUACGUUGUCCGAUGGUGCAACGAAGGUUGGCAUGGAUUGUCGUGGUUGGCGUUUAAAGAUAUCUGGGCCUUUGUCAGGCUCUCCAUUGCAUCUGCUGUGAUGCUCUGUCUCGAGGUUUGGUAUAUGAUGAGCAUCAUCAUCCUUACUGGCCGUCUUGACAAUGCUGUUAUCGCCGUCGAUUCCCUCUCUAUAUGCAUGAAUGUCAAUGGGUGGGAAGCAAUGAUGUUCAUUGGAAUCAAUGCUGCUAUCAGUGUCCGUGUAUCCAACGAGCUUGGUAUGGGCAGACCAAGAGCAGCGAAAUACUCGGUAUACGUCGCAGUGUUUGAAUCACUCCUCAUCGGUCUGAUCAGCAUGGUGGUCAUAAUCGUAGCGAGAAACCAUUUUGCAAUCAUAUUCACAAACAGUGAACAACUUCAAAGGGCAGUUUCAAAGCUAGCGUACCUUCUUGGCAUAACCAUGGUUCUCAACAGCGUACAGCCUGUCGUAUCUGGUGUGGCGGUUGGCGGAGGAUGGCAAGCUCUAGUAGCUUAUAUCAACUUGGGGUGUUACUACGCUUUCGGCCUUCCCCUCGGUUACUUCCUCGGCUACAGAGCAAAUCUUGGAGUGAUGGGACUAUGGGGAGGAAUGAUCGCAGGAACAGCUCUUCAGACGCUGCUGCUUUUGUUUGUCCUCUACAAGACGAACUGGAACAAAGAGGUUGAGCAGACGACAGAAAGAUUAAGGAAGUGGGAGACGGGAUCCGACAAGGCUGUUGAUGUUCUUGCUUGACCAUCGAUUCAAUCCUCUUUCAAUGUUUCAUUAACCUUCUUCUUGGUUACGCCUCACUGUUUUGGACACUUUUAGGCGGUGAUUUUAAUCAAUCGUACUGGCUAUGGUCGUUUGAAUUGUAAUUGAAGUUUCCACAUUUAAUCGUGCUCGUAAAUUUUUGUUUUAUUUUUUUUC
Messenger RNA from Tarenaya hassleriana, 1762 nucleotides. Its product is annotated as protein DETOXIFICATION 35. The transcript has 7 exons. Bases 104 to 1588 code for a protein of 494 amino acids. Gene Ontology annotation, biological process: xenobiotic detoxification by transmembrane export across the plasma membrane. Gene Ontology annotation, molecular function: antiporter activity; xenobiotic transmembrane transporter activity. The record is from RefSeq and is a predicted model, not a curated record. NCBI's taxonomy places the organism in Eukaryota, Viridiplantae, Streptophyta, Magnoliopsida, Brassicales, Cleomaceae. Gene Ontology annotation, cellular component: membrane.